This is a messenger RNA of Chlorella variabilis, 3033 nucleotides long. RefSeq lists its product as hypothetical. The transcript has 29 exons. The record is from RefSeq and is a predicted model, not a curated record. Gene Ontology annotation, biological process: protein folding; proteolysis. Gene Ontology annotation, molecular function: ATP binding; ATP-dependent protein folding chaperone; serine-type endopeptidase activity. NCBI's taxonomy places the organism in Eukaryota, Viridiplantae, Chlorophyta, Trebouxiophyceae, Chlorellales, Chlorellaceae. Gene Ontology annotation, cellular component: chaperonin-containing T-complex; cytosol. Bases 1 to 3033 code for a protein of 1010 amino acids.
AUGGCGAUACCCAGCAACUUUACACAAUCGGUGCUGCACCAGGGAGCCACCGAGGAGAAGGGCGAGAAUGCGCGGCUGGCCAGCUUCGUGGGCGCCAUGGCCAUCGCCGACCUGGUGAAGAGCACGCUGGGGCCCAAGGGCAUGGACAAGAUCCUGCAGAGCCUGAGCCGGGGGCGGGAGGUGACGGUGACCAACGACGGCGCCACCAUCCUCAAGUCGGUCUAUGUGGACAACCCAGCGGCAAAGGUGCUGGUGGACAUCUCCAAGACCCAGGACGACGAGGUGGGCGACGGCACGACGUCGGUGGUGGUGCUGGCUGGGGAGCUGCUGCGCGAGGCGGAGCUGCUGGUGAACCAGAAGAUCCACCCCAUGGUCAUCAUUGCGGGCUUUCGCGAGGCGGCCGAGGCGGCGCGGCAGCGGCUGGUGGCGAUAGCCCGCGACAACAAGGACGAUGCGGAGGCAUUCCGCCGGGACCUCAUCAACAUUGCCAAGACCACCAUCAGCAGCAAGAUCCUGACCCAGGAGAAGAGACACUUUGCUGAGCUGGCGGUGGAUGCGGUGCUGCGGCUCAAGGGCAGCACCAACCUGGAUGCGAUACAGAUCAUCAAGAAGCCGGGGGGGACCAUCAAGGACUCCUUCCUGGACGAGGGCUUCAUCCUGGACAAGCGCAUCGGCGUGGGGCAGCCCAAGCGCAUCGAGGGCGCCAAGAUUCUGGUGGCCAACACAUCCAUGGACACCGACAAGAUCAAGAUCUACGGGGCGCGGGUGCGGGUGGACAGCAUGACAAAGGUGGCCGACAUCGAGGCGGCGGAGAAGGACAAGAUGCGGGCCAAGUGCGAGGCGAUCGUGGGCCACGGCAUCAACGUCUUUGUCAACCGCCAGCUCAUCUACAACUUCCCCGAGCAGCUGUUUGCGGAUGCGGGGGUCAUGGCCAUCGAGCACGCCGACUUUGACGGCAUCGAGCGCCUGGCGCUGGUCACGGGCGGCGAGAUCACCUCCACUUUCGACGACCCCUCCAACGUCAAGCUGGGCACGUGCGCCGUGGUUGAGGAGAUGAUGAUUGGGGAGGACCGAAUGAUCCACUUCUCCGGGUGUGCUCUCAACGAGGCCUGCACCAUCGUGCUGCGCGGCGCAAGCCACCACGUGCUGGAUGAGGCAGAGCGGUCGCUGCACGACGCGCUGUGCGUGCUGAGUCAGACGGUGCGGGACAGCCGCGUCAUCUACGGCGGAGGCUGGGCAGAGAUGCAGAUGGCACGCGUCAUUGAUGACCUGGCAGCCCGCACCCCUGGCAAGAAGAGCCUAGCCACCGCGGCCUUUGCCCGCGCCCUGCGGCAGAUACCCACCAUCAUCUGCGACAAUGCUGGCCUGGACUCUGCGGAGAUUGUGUCCCAGAUGCGGGCGGCGCAUGCGGCAGACCCCGAGGCCACGUCCGCGGGCGUGGAUGUGACGACGGACGGCGUGGGCGACAUGCAGCAGCUGGGCAUCUUCGAGGCCUUCAAGGUGAAGCAUGCCGCGCUGCUGAGCGCCACCGAGGCGGCGGAGAUGAUUCUGCGGGUGGACGACAUCAUCCGGGCGGCGCCGCGGCAGCGCGAGGGCGGCAUGGCUGUGCUCGCAGAUAGCGACGUGCAGGCGAGCAUCGUGAAUGGCUUCAAUGCUCCCAAAAAUAGGCAAGCUGGGCGAUACACCUGGGUGGUAUCCCUGCGCGCCGACGAUGGCCAGGGAGACUGGCACUUUUGCAUGGGCGCGCUCAUUCACGAGUCAAUCGUGAUGACGUCGGCCAGCUGCGUGAGGGACCCCGAAACCGGCAAGGAUCUGCCAAAGGAGUAUUUUUACCCGCUGGUGCGCAUCGGCGGCUACUACCGCCUGAGCGACCGGGCGCGGGGCUACCAGCUGCGCAAAGUUGUGCAGACGGUGGUCAACCCGGGCUUUGUGACGGGCUAUGUGAACGACAACUCCAACAACGACAUCGCCCUGCUGCUGCUGGACAAGCCCUCCACCAAGCCGCCCAUCGGCCUGCCCAAGUACACGGCCAAGCCCAAGAUGCCGCUGCCCGCAAUGAGCAGCCUGCUGGCGGUGGGGUGGGGCUGGACCUCCCCAGACAUCCCCUCAGAGGCGGAGAUGCUGCAGGAGAUCCGCAUGAGCCUGCUGCCGCUGCGCACGUGCCAGCGGCUGUGGGGCAGGGACCGCAUGACCAACAAGUCUUCCAGCCCGCCCAUUAUCUACAACAUCCUCUCCAACUUCUUCAAAAACAACAUGCUGUGCGCCGCGGACGCCGAGACCUGGCCCCGCCCCUACGGCGGCGCCUGCUGGGGCGACGGCGGCGCGCCCUACUUCCGGCCCGGCCCCAAGGGGCAGGGCUUUGUGCAGUACGCCAUCGACAGCUACGGGCCUAGCCGCUGUGGCCGGGGGUCGUAUGUGGUAACGGAUGUGGCGGCGCUUCGCCCCUGGAUCGACCAGACGGUGCAGGGGCUCACCAGCAAUGAGUGGAAAGGACGCGUGUGGGGUGACCCCAACGUGCUCGGCUUUGACGGCUCCCGCUUCCAGACCACCACCCCCGCCGGCCGUCAGCUCGUGAUCCUGAACUGCACGGGUCCCAUGAGCCUCGUAGCCUCCCUGGCCAAGCACCCUUACCUGCCCAACUUCACCAUCAUGCGCCACAUCCGGUUCAAGUGGGGUGGCGAGGUUGUGGUGGGCAUCUGGAAUCACAAGACCUAUGUGACGGUGAACGGGGCCACGCUGCUGCCGGGGCAGACGGUGAAGAUUCUUGGCGGCAAGGUCCGGUACCGGGAGAGGCUGGCGCGGUGGAGCCAGUCCAUCACCAUCGUGCAGCUGAGCAUGAGCAUCCGCAUCAACCGGGUGUGGAGCAAGCGGGAGAAGGACUUUUACCACUGGUUCGACAUCUGGGUGUUCCUCACCUCCAAGCCCAGGUGGCCGCUGGGCGGCGUGCUGGGAGACACGUUCCCGGAGAUGAGCGUGGCAGCGGCCGGCAGCGACGACCUGGUCGGCGGCUUUGUGCUGCCGUCGGAGGGCUGA